GUGACGUUCCCCUUGACUGGUGUUUCACACUUGCUCUGGCGCGCGCAAGGCGAGGACACUUGCCGCGGUGGAACCGGAACCGGAAAGCGGGGGAACACAGCGAGCCACAAUCAACCGAACGAACGUCGCCCGAAAAUACGCCAAACGGAACCACCAAUCAAACGAUUGCUCGGGUUUGGAAGCGGAUCAGUGCGGAAAAGUGCCCCCCCUUUGUUGUCCACCAGCCUCUCCCCCUUAUCUCGCUACCUGCAACCACGCCAUGACUUCCGUGGACAACGACAGCAACGUUCCGGUGGAUCCGCGUGUACAGAUUGAGCUGGAAAAGUUGAACGAGGCAACGGACAACAUCAACAAGCACGAGGUAGACUUAGAUGAAGCGAAAAAUGAGUUCCGCGAGCUGCUGAAGGAAAGCGCGGAGAAAAUCAAAGCCGUCGCCAAGAAGGUCGGCAACUCGAUCGACGCGGCCAAACCGUACUACGAGGCGCGGCUGUACGCGUCGCAGCUCGCAAAGGAAACGCAGCAAUGCGCGCUCAACUUCGACAAGGCAAAGUCGGUGCAUGCGGCCGCCAAGGAGAUGGUCUACCUGGCCGAGCAGGGGCUGGGCGAGAAGUCAACGCUGGACACGGCCUGCCAGGAGAUGCUGACGCACGCGACGACACGCGUCAACGAGAGCCAGAACGAGUGCACCGAGAUGCGUAACAUCCUGAAGAUCAGCGAGCUGAAGCUGGAGGUGGCCAACAAUCGCGUGUGCAAGCUGCACUCGCAGCUGAAGGGCGCCAUACGCGCCUCGAGUUUCGAUAUCCGACGCAAUCUUAUGAUGAUCAAUAUUAUUGCUUAUCAGCAUCAGUUGCUUUUUCUGCCAUACUACGAGCUGCGAGCGAACUAUAAUGCGCUGCUGCUCGAGCAGAAGCAGAAGGUGGUGGAGCUGGAGGCGAAGGUGGCGGAAUCGAAGCUGCGAUACAACGAGGCCCUGUCGAGCCUGGAGCGCAUCUCGGAGGAGAUACACCGGCAGCGGAAGGCGCGGGCGAACAGCGUCGAGGACGAGGACGGCGGGUCGGCCGGCUCGUCCUGUUCUUCCACGACGGCGACGGCUCCGCGCAACCGGGGCAAGAUCCUCGCGAUGCACCUGCCGUUCAGCCAGUCGCCGUCGGCGGCCCGGAUCGACUGCAACGACGAGUACCUGGAGUUCCCGGCCAAGCUGACCAUCAAGGCGAGCCCGAUCAAGCAGAAGUACCUCGACAAGCUGGACUGUCCGCACCUGCUGAAGGACUUUGCGUGUCGCAAGGCGAGCCCGAGCGCCGAAAGCGACUCGGACAACUACCAGUUCUCGCCCAAUCCGACCAUCGACGACAUCACCAACAUGUCGUCAGAGGACAUCGAGCAGUGGACGGAGAUCCGGCUGUCCAACUCGAACAGCAGCAGCUCGGGCUACUCGCAGCACAACUCGCUGGUGCUCGAGGACAGCGCGCCGACGCCGCAGGACGAAACGAGCGACUCGUCAUCGGAGGAGACGCCGAAGGCGAAGACGCGCAUAAUCAAGAUGGAAAUGUAUCAUCAGGAGGGCGGCGGUGGCGGUGGUGGUGGUGGUGUCGGCGGGUUUGGUUUAACACGCCGCGCCGAGGGCGGCAUCACGGGCUGGAUAAGCAGCCGGACCGGGUCGGCAAGCGCCGCCACCACCACCGCCGCCACUGCCGGAUCCGCCGGCGCCUCCGGCACGUCAUCGACGUCGAUGGCCGGCCGACGGCAGAGUUUGGACAUCAUCAUCGACACCGGCGACCGGGUGAAGGACGUCUUCACCCAGGGCAUUCAGCGCAUUGGCAAGACGCUCGAGCGGCGCAACAGCGAGUCGGAGGUCGCGCGGGACGACGCCGUCGGCGGGACGGAUUUUUUUCUCUUCCAGCGCUCGGAUCCUGCAAAGGAUGGCCUGUCGGAUGAGCAGGUGGAGAACCUUCUUCUAGAUCAAGACUGCUCAGACAUCUUUCAGAACGUAGUGAACAUAUCAAAAUGAACGCGCGCUUCGCCGCACUCCGACGGCGGCAAGGCGUGUGCCACAAUCAGCCUAGAGUGAGAGGAUGACGGCGGGCGAUAGGAUGAUAUCAAUUUACCGGCCGUUACGGAGGUGGAGACCCAUAUUUGCCGGCGGAACCCAGUGAUCUGCAAAGGUAGUUGGCCGCGUCGAUCGCACUGACUGCACUGAUGCGGGUUCGCGCACACCGUAUGAACGGCAAGCUUUUUCUCCCGGCGAACCGGCCACAUUAUCUCAAACCAUGCGCGAUCAGCCCCUUCUCCAUGGUUUGCAUGCAUCAGCGAAGGAUGCCACACUUUUUUUUUGCCGUAGGAUCAUCUGUAGAAACAAUACCUAGGAACGGGAGCCCGUAAAGCAAUUAUCUUAUUACAAACCAAUACAGUAAGCAAACUAAACUACCGGCCGCGAGGAAGGCACACUGUUUUAAACGUGAAAGUUGUUGAUUUGUCAUAGAUUCUAAUGCCAGCAAUAAAUAUACGACACAAAACGUGU
Anopheles coustani is the source of this 2518-nucleotide messenger RNA. RefSeq names its product SH3 domain-binding protein 5. The coding region runs from base 260 to 2008 and encodes 582 amino acids. The transcript has 6 exons. NCBI's taxonomy places the organism in Eukaryota, Metazoa, Arthropoda, Insecta, Diptera, Culicidae. Gene Ontology annotation, molecular function: protein kinase inhibitor activity. Gene Ontology annotation, biological process: negative regulation of protein tyrosine kinase activity; intracellular signal transduction. The record is from RefSeq and is a predicted model, not a curated record. Gene Ontology annotation, cellular component: cytoplasm.